Molecule: messenger RNA, 22378 nt
Organism: Porites evermanni
Lineage: Eukaryota; Metazoa; Cnidaria; Anthozoa; Scleractinia; Poritidae
Source: the annotation of a GenBank genome assembly
AGAGAUUCUUGAUACAUGAGGGAUGGCAACGCAAGUUAUCGGCGUGGAGCAAGAAGACGGGCGCUGGAAUGAAUCGACUGGCGCCUUCAGAGGCGAAGGUAAUCACACACUGUGGUGAUUUACAGGAUUACCACUGUACUUAUUGUCGGUCGAUUGACGAAUUUCUCUUUCACUUGUAUAUGCUGAAACGUUUCACAGAUGCUGGUCCCGAGAGAGCUUCAGGCUCCGAAAUGGAUGAACAACGCAAGCAACAGAUGGCUUAUCAAUACUUAUGUCACCUGGAAGAAGCUAAAGUGUGCGUAGCAGCUAAGUUGGCAGUUGUAACCAGCUGAAUUUCUGCAUAAUUUUACUAGUGUAUUACUGUAGUAUUAGGAUUGUAACGAGAGGAACACCCAGCUGUUUAUCUAAUAUUGAUAUUUAUCACUAAUCAUGCCUUUUGGUCUCGUCUGUAGAUGGAUGGAAGCAUGUCUAAAAGAGGAAUUACCAGCUACUACUGAACUCGAAGAGGCAUUCAGAAACGGUGUGUUCUUGGCAAAGCUGGGUAAUUUCUUUUCUCCAGAGACGAUUCCUCUGCGCAAAAUAUUCGACAAAGAUUUUAAAGUUUUGAACGUAAGUAAUAUUCCUGUUAGCUGUUUACCUGCGUCUGUGGCGCAUACCCUAUGUAAACUUUGCAACCAUUCUUAAAGCUUACACGUAUAGUUUAAGCUAAUUGCUUUAGUUGUUUCUCUUUGUUUUGUAGUCUCGAGGUCUCCACUUUCGCCACACGGAUAAUAUUAAUUUCUUUAUAAAUGGUUGCAGUAAAGUUGGUCUUCCAAAGGUUAGAGAAAUAUUUUUGUGAUUUACAUAAGCCAACAUUUUAUUCGUUUAUGCAGAAACCCAUUUAAAUGUUGUCCAUGGCUAUAAUGUUUAUUUUGCUAAGUGGGUUUGUCGCGCGUGACUCCUAUUUUUCACUCGUGCAGUGAUUAGCGCGCUCUUUUAACCCCAGAGAAGAGAUUUAUCGUUACAUAAAAUCAAUUUGACUUGCACCUCUUUAUAGAGUAGGUCAUGUGGGCAUUUUUAAUGCGUUAUAAUUUGGGCUGAGGUGAAAUAAAAAUUUAUAGUUACAAUUUAAUACAUUUCUGCACGAAUCUUAGUAAAUGUCAAUUAACAAAUACGAUGUUAUUUCUUCCAAGGUUUUCUUUCCUGAGACGACCGACAUUUAUGAUAGAAAGAACAUGCCAAAGCUGAUUUAUUGCAUUCAUGCUUUAAGGUAAACCCCCCCACCCAAAACAGUCUGAUCUCAAAGUUUCAUGACAAAGAAUUUUUGGCGGAAAAUAUAUGAUUGUUAAACAAUGAGCAUAGUGAAUUCAUGAUAUUCUGCACAAAGAACUUUGUGUCACUGCUUUAUUUAGGUCAUUACAAUCAAAAUAGACAGUGAUGUUUAGGCACAUUAUGAAUUGCUUAGCGCAGCAACUGGCAAAUUGCCAUCCUCUGGCUCCCUAUUUUUUUCCAGGCUGGAUAUGUUGUAUGUAAAAUCAAUUUCAGGUUAAGCCAGUAUUCACUCUUGUUUGAUCUGUAAAUUUCCUUGUUCCUUUGACUCUCUUAAGAAAUGUCUUUGUUCCGUUGACUCUCUUAGGAAAUUUCUUUGUUCCAUUGACUCUUAUAGUAGUCAAAGGAAAUGCAGGUUUAACCUGAGAACAGAUUUUACCCAUAACAGAUACAUGUAGACCCUUUUGCUUGAGUUUACUAGCCAGGGGUAAUUUGGUCAAUAAUUGGAGAUGCCUGUGUUUAAAUAAAUUUAUGAAAAUUUGCUUAAAAUACUUUAUUGACAAUCAGUGCUUUUUUAUUGGUUAGUACACAUCAAUUUCAUAGUUGGUGAUUGGAAGUCAGUUUAUUCCUUUUGUCUUAUCACACAUAAAAUGGCUCUUCAAUAUCAAUGUGGAAUUGUGUAAAAACAUUUUUGUCAUUUUGAUGGGUAUUAAUAACUAUUGCAUGUAUGAUUCCUAAUAGUGAUGGCAUAUCAUAUUGGUAGUAUGUAUUGUAAGUCUUGAAAUGGUUGAGUAAAUAUAACUCAACAAAAAACCAAGGAUGGAAACGCCAACUUUUUGGCUCUCUGUGCUUCCUUAUUAGCAAAGACGUGACCCAUGUGGGAGAGGAAUUAAAUUGACCAAGAACAGUCAAUGUAACAGGAUACUAGCUCAAGUAAAAUGCUGUGUUUACCUGCCAUUUCACGUUAAUAUUGGCAUUAACAAAUGCUAAACCUUUUUAGUGAUGUAAUCACAUCAGUAUGCAAAAAUUACUUUCAAAAAAAGAUUAUUGUUCAAAGAAAAUUUGCCAAAAUUGCAAGUGAUGAUUUUCUUGUUUUUUGCUGUUAUUUAUUGGUUGUGAACUUGUUUUCACUUAAAAACUCUGGUAGUCAGUGUUAUUACUCCUUUUUCCUCUAGCAAUUUAAAUAACAAUAAUAAAUCAUUACCUCUUCAGUCAUGGGACUGCUAUCGUUGAGGUCCUCAUAAAUAGAUUCAAGCGAAAAAAAUGGAAAAGAAUAUUAUUUUAAAAAAAUGCAUUAAAACUAUCCCAAUAAAAAAGUAAAAAAAACUGUCUUAAUUAGAGAAAUUCUUAGAAACCAUCCUUAUACACUUUAUCCUCUCAUUUCCUUCUUUGUUGUUGCCCUUUUUAUUGCUUAAGUUGGAAGGAUAACCUUAGCAGAAAUUUACUUUUCUUUAGUUUGUACCUGUUCAAGUUAGGAUUGGCACCACAAAUACAGGAUCUGUAUGGCAAGGCCACAUUUACUGGUAAUUUAGAAAUUAAAUACAUCUUAAUAAAAUUAUUAUUGUUUAACUUGAAGUGUACAUAAAGACUUGAACAGAUGUCAUGUUUCUAAUAAUGUUAUUUUUAAAGUUUUUUUGUUGGUAAGCAAAGCUUUAAAGUAGGAAAUAUAACAAUCACAUUUGUUUUUAGAGGAACAGAUUAGUGCUAUGAGAAAAGAGCUGGAAAAAUAUGGAAUUCAAAUGCCAGCAUUUAGCAAGAUUGGAGGCAUUUUAGAAAGUGAGGUACGUAAAAACGGACCAAACAGGUAUCAAUGCAUAGUAAGGUUUGUUUCUUGGGAAAAUAAUAUUACAGUGUACUAUCACUCCUGCUAGCCUACUGUUACCACUGCUACUAUUGUGCUUCUACCCCCUGCUUGCAAUCCCUUAGCCACCACCAUUUCUAUAGUUACACUCAGUCUCUUUCCCACAGUCAAUUCUACUGUUACUCCCAUUGUCUUCUUAAGUCACUGCCACCCCUCCUCAUUCAAUCCCAUUCUUGUUUUCACUGCUACUUCCAUUUUCGCUUCUAUAAUCACUCCCACUUCCACAACCAUCGCCAUUCACUGUCACUUCUACUCUUUUCCUGUCAUCCUGUCCUACUAACAAUCAGGGUUGUCACUAAGAUUUCAAGUUGCCAGGGAAAUGCAACAGGUAUGCAGGGAAUCAAAUGGCUAGGGAUUUCUUUUCUUUCUGUGUUUCUUCUAUUUGCCUAUGAAAGUAGCUGGGGGCCAAAUUCAUAAGAGCCGGGGGAAAACCCAGGCCCCCGCCUCUUAAUGACAGUCCUACUGACACUCAUGAUCUUUCUGCCAAAUUCACUUCCAUUAACACUGCCACUCUUUGUUCCACAUUUACUCCCAUUACCACCCCCACUCUUUCUCCCACGUUCACUCCCCUCACCACUCCCACUCUUUCUCCUACAUUAACUCUUAUCACCACCCCCAUUCUUUCUCCCACAUUCACUCCCAUUACCAGUCCCACUUUUUCUUCCACAUCCACUCCCAUCACCACACCCCUUCUUUUACUCACAUUUGUUCCACGUUCUGUUUUCUUUGAUACUGUCAGUAAAACUCCCUGUCCAUGUUUCAUUUUGAUUUUCAUUUCCACUAGCAUUGCCUUUACCUCCAGCACUGCCACUUUGAUUGUUAUCAUUUCACUCUUUAUCACUGUCACUGCUAUUACUACUAAAUGCAGUUUUUUUUACUAAGUGGAAAAAACGUUUACUUUACCAGGGCUGUCAUUAAGGGCUGGGGAUUUUUUAGAUACUAUGAGUGUGCCCGCUGGCUAUUUUCAUAAAAAAAACUAAAGGCAAUUACAACCAAAGGUUUUUAGUUUGUUUGUUGAACUGGAACUGUUUCUUAUUGCAGAUGCCUGUGGAUGAGGCAGCUUGUAAGUAUAUUGCAUUGGAGCUUGUAACUUUACAGUGCAACAAAUAAAAUGGUUUUGCAGUUAAAAGUUUUACAGUCUUUCACUUAAAAUAAACAAAAGGAAAAAAAAAUGACUUCAGUGCUUCAGUUUUUUGACUGAUCAGUCACAGUAUGACUUAAUAUCUGUUCUAACAGAGUAAACCUUGGAGUUUUGUUUAUUCAGCAGUUUGUGAUAAAUUAAUCAUAUUUUUCUGUACAGUACAUGCUGCAGUGAUUGCUAUAAAUGAUGCAAUCGAUCACCAAGAUGCUGGCAAUACUUUGGAAGCUCUGCGUAAUCCUAAUGCACACCUCAGAGAUGUAAAUGCUGAGAAUUCAGAACCUUAUCAAUCUGCUCUGUAUCAGGCAAAGAGUACUAAAGCUGCUCAAGCCAUAGCUAAGGUAGGAAAAGAUCUUCUAGACUUAAAAAAAAACUUGAAAAAACUGCAGGGUAACUGUGUUUGUAUGUUAUGCUCUGUAGUCUCCAGGCAAGGAGGGAAUGGAUGUCUAUGACACAUUAUUAACCCAAGCUGAAAUACAAGGAAACAUCAGUCAAGUUAAUGAUGUGAUCAGAAAACAAAAAGCAGAAGAAGCGUGUAAGUGGUUUUAAAUGUAUUGGGUAAAAUCCAGAAUUAUAUACAUAUAUUUAUAUAUACAGUGGAUGAAAAAUGCCAAGCUAACCAACGAGGAUGCCACUUGUCAGAUUCAAAAUGUUUCGACCUCAACUUCAUAAACCUGAAUGACAAAAAGAUCUACGACAAACUUCCUCACAUGUCUGGCUGUUUAAUACAGACGUUUCGCCCUUUGGGCCUCUUCAGUGUAUUGCAAAACCAAAACCUGUCCACUGGUACUUUUGAUUUUGUAAAUACACUGAAGAAGCGCAAAGGGCAAAACAUCUGUAUUUAACACCAAGACAUGUGAGGAAGUUUGGCGUAGAUAUCUUUGUUGUAGAUCUUUUUGUCAUUCAAGUUUAUAUAUUUAUAUAUGUAUAACUGCAGACAGUACUGUUUUAGCCUUCUGGGCCUCAUCAGUGCAGCUAUGAUGCUAGGAUGGAGGUUAAGCUAUAUAGCCACCCCAAAUGAUCCCACAAAAUAAUGUGGUAUCAUCUAAGCCAUGCCAGAGUGCUCUAACUAGUAUAUUAGUGGGCAUGCGCAAUGCUAUGGUCAUGACUCAUCCUACUAGAGUGUAUAUAUAUGCAUAUAUAUACAUUGUAUAGCUGAUAGUAUUAGUAAGGUGACAGAUGAAUUCAAUUGUUAAUUUCAUUUAAUUUUGUUAAUGUGUAAUCAGAGUCUAUCAGCUCUACAGUAAGAUCUUUUUAUAAUUUUGGUACUUCAAGCUGUCGUAAAUGUUUUUUCCUUUCUAGUUUAAAUUUGUUUCUUGCCUUGAUAUUAUCUCUUGGUAUUGUUAACGGAAAAAAAAGUAACAUAACAUAACAUACACUUUGGGUGCGUUCCUUUGGAAUGAUCCAGAUCAGGAUAAGUGAUCCAGGAUACCACGGAUCAUGGUAGAUCAAAUGAACCAAAAAAUCCUUGUCCAGAGUGGAUUCAUCGGUUCAUUUGAUCUACCAUAAUUAGAGUGAUCUUGGAUCACUGAUCGGAUCAUCCCAAAGGAACGCACCCUUUAUUAUGACACCUCUAUAUGGUGCUAUUCUGUCGUAAUAUACAAUAAUAACAAAGAUACAAUAAUAAAAAUAAAAUGGGGCAAAAAUAUUUACAUCUGUUACAACAAGAAAUAUUUACAUGAGUUUAUAUACAGUCAUGAAAAAUGUGAUUCAAUCUAUUUAAGAAGAGUCUACAGGAAAGUGGGCUGCGACUUUCCUUUUAAAACUUGAGAUCUUGUUUAAGUUCCGAAUGUUUUAUGGGAGUAGGUUGUAUUCUUUUGCCCCACGAAAGGUGAAAGAGCGUUGACCAGUUGAUAAUCUGUAUGUAGGUAGAUUUAACUGUGACAUAUCUCUAGUGUUAUAUUCCUAGAAAGAUCUUUAAUUAUAAUAUUGUCUUUAUAGUAUUGGUAAAAACUUGAUUCCAUUGUUUAGUGCUCGUAGUAUACUGAUUUAACAGUGAGGAAGAUGGUGUUAUAAUGUUUAACAGUUAUGGUUUCUUUUAUGUAAGUGAAUCAAGCUGUGAAAGAAAUCAAUGGAGCUAUCAGUAGCAAAAAUGAAGAAGUUCUUUUGCCAGCAUUGUGCAACACGGCUGCCAGGCUAUCUGGUGUCUCAACUGAAAAUGGAUCUUGGUAUAUGAAGAUGCUGGGAGAGAAAAAGGAGAUAAAAGAACUGCAGGUAUCAAUAAUAGCGUCUACUUCAAGGAGCAUCUGGCUUACCAGAUAUUAAAGAAAUAACUUCUUGGGCACAGUGUUCAAUCUAGGCUGCGUUUUUGCAUUAUUGACAUUGAGUAUUAUAUUCUGAUGCAAAAUAAAUUAUUGUGGAGUCAUACUGAUGCAAAAAAGUUACCUCAUAUAAAAGUUCUUCCAAAGCAGCAGGCAACAAUAAAAGUAAACUUAAAGAAAUAGCUUUGCUUACUGGCCUGUAAGCACAAUGUAAAAUGUUUAUGUGCUUUACGUUUGCUUCUAAAACAGCAAGCAGGUGUUAGAUCUGGUCAAGUACACAUAGCAAGGUAAUGCCUGUGACAAAAAUUAAGAAAUUAGGAUUGGACUUAUCAAACAAAAUCACAACUUUGCCUUUCAGUUUAAAUAAUACAUUUUUUGAAUGGCUUUUAAUGUUUUGUUCAAUGUAGUGUUAAGUCCAACAGACCAACUAUUCUUUUGUUUUAAAUAAAUUUUUGCUAUCAAUUUAAAAAAUUCUUGACCAUUUCUUGUUGUUGUGCAUUUUUAUAAACUAAAUACUAAUGAAUAUUGUACAUUGUUUGUGUGCAUACUUCUCUAUAGGAAUCAGGCAUCUCAGAUCUCACAAAAGCUGAAAUCCAGGAAGCAGUGAAUGCUGCUAAUGACUUAGCAGAUCAACACAGGCAAAGUAAAUAUCAUCAUUACCAUAAGGCUGUUACAUUGUACUUUUUUCAAGAGCAAGUUCCUUCUUUAUGGGCCUGUUUUGAACCCCUUUUGUUUUUCUGCACAAGUGAGUAAAGUGAAAGAGGUUUUGUUUUUGGGUGGGGGAGGAAAGGGGGGGGGUGGACUGUGCUAUUCAGUGAGAGUGAGUGGCCUGUACUUGCAACUCAGGAAUGUAUCUUUUAAGACUGAACAGUCUUCUGUUUAAUAUUUUUCUCAUCCAUUUGACUUUGUUAAUCAUUGUAUUUCAGUGGAAGACAUAGUUAAGCGCAUAAACAAAUCUUUAGAUGAUGGAACUUCAGAAGAAACCCACAACUUGGUUCGAAAACCUGAAGGAAUGUUUCCAAAAGUGCUUCCAAGGAGUGCUUUCCUCUACCAUGAUGGGCUGUUUAAAGGCAAACAAGUAUGUUUUUGUCUUAUGUCUUACUAAAAUACUUUGUGAUAGGAAGUAAUUAGAAAGUUAUUAAUACAAUAUCAACAGUCAGUUUUCCUUUUUUUAUACUUUUGAACUUUUUUCUUUCCACUAGAAUUCUAUCCUUAAUUUAAUAACCUAUAAAAAAGUGAUUUGGCAAAAGAUCUUUACCUGGCUGUUAAUUUACUUAUAAAAUUGAUAUUUUUUGGCAAUUUUGUCUGAGGAGUGCUGCAGAUAUUGUGCAGAAUGAAACUAGUUAGUUAUAAAAUGCCAAGUCAAAUCUUACGUUGAUCAGAAGAUCAUCUUGAUGAUAUUGCUCUAGCUUGUCUAUUGACCACUCUGCCAAUAGGCGUACAUGCAUAUCAACGGGAAAAUAUUUUUUAUCUUAUUUUGCAAAUUGUACUCAUUUCUUUUGCAGGAAUGUGAAUCACUGACUCAUGAGCUUAUCUGUGAGCAGUUAACAGGUAUUAUUCAACUUCAUCAUCCACAGACUCGUACUGUAUCUUGACAUUAAUUUAUUCUGAAACUCCGUAUGUGAGUGUUUAGUUUAACAGUUAUUGUUGUCAAUUUGUUAUUUACUUUACUUUUCAGUAUUGACAGCUGUAGCUUCCAUAAAUGAAGCAAUUGAAAAUGAGAAUUCUACUCAGUUAAUUAAUAGAAUGAACCACCCCAAUGCUGGCUUGACAUCAGUUGAAGACAGUCUGUGUAACAGAUAUUUGUCUCAUUUGGUGUCCGUUAAGGAGGAGAAAGCACAGGUAAGUUCCAAUGGAUAACAACCAAAUGAUAAAACUUCUGAUGAGCUGUAUAAAAUGACAGCAGGUAUUAUCAUAUUUCUUGGAUGUAAAAAAGAGAUAAGUAAAUGAUAUUGCAAGUGUUUUGUCAGGAUUUGAAGUGCAUAUCUAAAUUAUUCUAAUCAAAUGAUAUUGCAAGUGUUUUGUCAGGAUUUGAAGUGCAUAUCUACAUUAUUCUAAUCAAAUUAAACAUAUCAUGACUUAAAACCCCAUGUGGCAGACGUCAAACCAGUUGGCAGUAAGUGAGCAGAGCCCUUGAACAAAUCCAGCUAUAGGUCAAAGUGGCACUCAAAUCUGGCUCGUCCGAGUUGUAAACUUAUCCGACUCACUGACCACCCAGCCACAAUGUCUGCAGGCAAUGAAUACAUGAUGGCUGCCAGUUCACAGGGCAUCCUGUGGGAGAUGAAAGACUGAUCUUUUUUUCAACUUGUAGGACUGUGGAGUAGGCAAAGAUGAUCUUACUCAGAUUGAACUUCAGAUUUGUGUGGACUUCGUGAACACUGUAGUCCAAGAUGAACAUGACUGUAAGUUAUCGCACUUUAUUAUUUUUGGUUUAUUUGUAGAAUGCAUUUGUAAUUAUUCAUAAAACUCAUGUUAGGAUUUGGACAGCCUUAAACUGUUUGUUUUUUUAUACAGUAAUAUCAGCAAUAGCCGUGAUCAAUGAAGCUGUUGACAAGGGUGAUCACAACAGCACAUUGCAGUGCCUUCAUGCUGAGGCUGCCAAGCUUUCAGGCAUCACAUCAGAGAAUAGCCAACUCUAUCAGAAGGUUCUCUACUCUCAAAAGAUCGCUAAAGCUCAGGUUAGAAAAUAAAUAAUCAGUUUGUACCAACAAAAAUGUAUGUUAAUGUUCACUUUCUUGUCUCUCCACGCCAGAAGAGUUCGACUUUAAAAUUAAGUAGCAUUUGAAACACCAUUCCAUUUGCAGAAAACUGAUGAAGAUUCAGCAGAAUUAUGGCAUGAUGAGAUUCAGCUUGGCUUGGAUUAUGCCAAUAGGCACGCAAAUGAGGCCAGGCAGUGUGAGUAUUGUAUAGUAUUAUUGCUUAUAGACUUAUAAUUAUAUUAUUGUUAUGAGUUCCAGCAGUCUGGCAAAACAACUGUUAUUGAACAUUAUGAUCACUCAUGGAUCAUUAAUUUUUAAAGUGUUUGCAUUUCAGUACACCUACACAUCUAAUGUGAAAUUUAAAUAUUAAUAAAGAACUACAAACAUUCUAAAAAAAGCACUAAUUCUCAUCUUAGCGUGGAAAAAGAUGUGAUGUUACAAAAUUUAACUCUCACUACCAUAUCUUUAUUCACAAAUUGCUUCUGGUGCCUACAGGCACCCACAGCCUACAGUGAUAAACGGUCAUCUGUUUUAACUCAUACCACACUUCAAGCUACAGUCGACGUUCUCUUAACUCUAUAAGACAGACACCUCGGUAAAAUGGACACCUAGGGUUGGUCCCUGCCUUUCUGUACCCCCUUUAAUUGCCUCUCUAUAAGACAGACAUCUCUCCUUGAUGAACACUUAGUGCUGCAGUCCAAAAGGUGCCAGUCAGAGAGAGAGCUAACUGUACUUCAUCCAGCUGUGGCCGCCACUUGAAAUUCUACUGAAAUCCAUGUCUUCUAUAACUGUCUAUUUUUAAUAGUGGCAGAGGGUGUCACUGCAGUAAACCAAGCUGUUGAUGCAAAUGAUGAGAAGUUACUCAUGGCAGCCCUGACAUACCCUCGUGUCAGCAUUUAUGGUGUCACCUCACAGUGUAGUCAGCAGUACCUUGAAGAGCUUACAAAACUCAAAGAUGCAAAAAAACAACCAGGUUGGUGCUGAUCUUUGUUUAUGGGCUAAGGAAUCUGACAGAAUUUUUACCACUGAGAGCACUGUACAGGAAGUACAGAUAGUCAAAACUUGAGAAGAUGGUUCAGGAAUUUAGGAUAAAAUAAAUGGUUACUCAUCUUAAUUUGUAGAGACUGAUACCAAAUGGCUGGAACAGAAGACACCUCAGGGACACAUGUAUUAUUAUAAUACUGAAAAUAAUGAAGGUUGCUGGGAAAAACCUGAAGACUUUGGUAAUUCAUCUCUAUUAACAAGGGAAGAAAUUCAGGUUAGUUCAGCAUGUUCAACCACGUCACCAAUAAUAAUACCUACAUGUUUUAACUACUGUCUAACUUUUAUAGUUGUUACAGUUAGUAGUGAUUUUACUACAUUAUUAUAUCUAUUACGAUUAUUUAUCAGUUGCAUAGCUCAAUCAUUAUGGAGAAGUUGAAUGGGAAACAUGGUUUUCCCUUACUUAAUGAGUUUGGGUUGUGUAUGGCAAGUUAUUUGCCAAGUUUGUUUGCUCCAUUUUAUGGUUCAAGCACAGUUUGACAAUACAGUACAAUAUGCUCUAGACAGAGCAUGUCUGAUACAUUAAGUUACAUUUCACCUUCAUGUCUUACAGCAUCAAAGAGAAAAUGAAAUGUGACUUCUUGCAUCAAGAAAAAUAUUUUUUUCGACAAAACAGAUCACACUUCACCUAAAUGUUAUUUAGCACACCGAUGACCAUGGUUACUAUUUUUGCAAAAUUUCUUUUGACUAGAAAAAAGCAAAUUGAUAUAAUGACUAGCAACUACUAGAAUGUUACAGACUCUCCUUGUUUACAGAUCUAGACUGAAUCAUAGUUACAGUAUUUUGCAUCUGGCUUUCAGAAUUAUCAUUUUUCUUACUUAUGGGCAUUAUGGAUGUAUGCAGGACUGCAUAGUGUUUAAAACUUUCUGUGGAAAAUGUAAACCCAACAGUCCUUAAGUGUGCAUCAAGUUUCCUGUGUUGCCUUUCUUAACAGGGGCUGAUAUCACGAGUCACAGCCCAAUAUGAUCGAUGGGUGCAUAUGCAGUCCAAUGAACCUUUGAUCAUCAAAUUACAGUCUCACUGGAAAGGAUACUUGGCUAGAAAGGCUUACCAUGAAAGAAGAACUUUUUUAAAGGAACAUUUACCAGCUGUUAUUAAAAUCCAGGUAUUUUUGUUAACUAAACUAACAGUUUUGAAUUGUCAUGAUACAAGCUUUGGAGAGUAGGACGUUUUUAUAGGACAGCACUGUAGCACAUUAUGCAAAGCUAAUAACAGCAAUAAUGAUAAUAUUGAAAACUAGGUUGAAAUUGUUGGCCUACUUCAUUUCAAAUUAUUACAGCAUGCAGGAAGUAAUCUUCUGGUCAGCAACUGUCUUGAGAUUGCUAGUUGAGUUCAUGUAUCAAAAGAAAGUCAUAUGUUUUGAUUGUAGGCAUUUGUUAGAGGAUUUAUUCAAAGACUGAAAUACCAAACAAGGCUACAGGAACUGAGGAGUCACCCUGAUGAAGUCAUUAAGGUAUGAAUAUUUAAGACAGACGUUUAUUUGUGCAAUUUAAAUGCUUCUGUUACAGCACCACUAAACUGUGAAUUCUGGCCUCUUGAAAUGAUUUCAUCCUUCCACAAUCAAAGAAAACCUUUUUCUUGUCCUUUUUAUUUCCUUUAUCAGUUCUGUUCAUAGAAGUUGCAGUUUUUCCUAUAUAUCUUUACACAGAAUUAUUGUAAAUAGUCAUAUAUCUUCAUUCAAUAGAUUCAAUCUUGGGUGCGCAUGUGGAUUGCCAGAAGGAAGUACCUAGAAAGAAGGAAAUACUUCAAAGACCAUGUGAGUGACCAUGUGUAGUUGCCAUUCUUUUUUUUGGAAUGUGGAGGUCAGUCUUUUAGUUGUAGUAUGGAGUCGUUACUGUUAAUCAGUUGUGUAUUACAAUUUUUGUUUUCAACACCACAAUUCUUGGUCCUCCACAAACCUAAAAUAAAGAACACAUUUAAUUGUAAACUGUCUGAAACUCUCCUGGGCAGGGCUGUCCAUAUCUUGAAGUGAUAUUUUUAAAAAAAAGAAACUUGAAAAAAACAAAACAAAAGUUACCUCUUCUCUUGUUGUUGUUUUUAUUUUACUUUGCGUCUUUCAACUAAAAAAAGCAUUUAAAUGAAUAAAUAAAUGCCAGGGCCCGGUUCCUUGAAAGAUGGUCAAGUUUAACCCAGGAGUAAGCCAAAUAUUAAGCAGGGUUUUCUUGUUUAAGAACAUGCAACUCGAGCUUACAAAAUACAGUUAAGCCUUUACCCCUAGAUACUGUAAAAAAAAAACACAAAACGUUACUCUAAGCAAUACAUGGGAAUGUAGAAUACAAAAACGGGACAAAAUUUUAAUCCUGGAUUAGUGCCAAUUGGGCCCAGGAUAUCUGUAGAAUUACCUGUUUGUUUUUGCUUUUUGUAGGAUUCUGCAAUAGUGAAGAUUCAAGCAUGGGUGAGAGCCAAUGUGGCUCAAAAUGACUAUAGAAAACUUAGUAAGUGUUUUUUUUUUAUCUCCUGCUAUCACAUCUACUUGAAAUUAUAAAGAAGGGGAGGGUCUAAGACAGGAUAUUAAAGACCUCUACAGUUUUCGUACAUAUUGUUUAAUACAUGCUGUUAUUCACAUUUUGGCAUACUAUUAUGUAUCUGAUAAGUAUAGGUUCCAUGGAGGUCCAUGUAAAAUAUUUCCUUUAGAGGGAAAAUUCCCUGCAUAUGAGAUUCAAACUAUUGCAAGCUAUGAAUUCUGUUUUGUAGUUUUACCUUAGAGAUACCAUAACCGAAAAAUCAACGAUAAAAAAGUAACACAACGUUUUAACGUUUCGUUUCGAUCGUUAUCAGAUACCAUAACCACUAUAAAAUUUAAUACAAUCUUACUGUACUUUUACUUAAAGCCGGUAGUCUCUUAAUUUUUGUUUUUUUUGUUGUUAUUGUCACAAAGUUUCUAUGCAAGAUCCACCAUGCAAGACUGUAAGAAAAUUCCUUCAUCUUUUGGAACACAGUGAUGCUGACUUUGAAGAAGAGCUAGGUAAUUCAGUAUACAGGUGUAAUAUUUACUAUGUACUCUACUGAUUUCAUCCAAGGACCAUCUUUACAAGGAUUCUGCCCAGAUGUGAUAGCAUGAUCUAAUAGCAUGUGUACAAUAUACUUUGGUUGAAUUACUGACAUUAUGACCACAUCAGGGGCCACCGGACGACAACUUACUUCUGCCCUUGGUUGACGGGGGAAUCCUACUUUUGUUUAAAAAUGUAAAGUUUCUUUUAGUUUUUGUCACAACUGCUGGAAAAUUCUUCUUUGCAAUGUUUUUGUGACAUUUGACUAGAAAAACAAAACAGGACAAAAAAAAGGACAAGUUUGUAUGACAGUUUUGCAUAGAAAAUCUUAGGUAGAUUGAAGAUUGGUAUUGUUAACAUUUGAUGUGACUGACUCUACAGACCUUCAGAAGUUAAGAGCUCAAGUUGUAACAGAGAUCAGAUCAAAUCAACAGUUGGAAAAUGACCUGAAUCUUAUGGACAUCAAGAUAGGACUUCUUGUUCGGAACAGAAUCACUUUACAGGUAAUCAGAUUUCUUCCAUAUUCGUGUUAUCUUUCACAAUAAACUCAAUAGUUUUCUGUUGUUGUUGUUGGCGGUUUUCAGUGUUAACUUCUUAAUUAAAUAUAUGUUUGGCCAUGAGUGGGAACAGUAUUUCUUAUAGUUGUUAUUUUUGUGUGAGUAACCUGUAAUAGUCUGUGAUCUGUAUGAAGUAAACUUCUUGUUGCUUUUAGGAUGUUAUACAUCAUGGAAAGAACUUGAAGCGUGAAAAACAAGACAUGAGUACGGCUUUACAAAGAACAAAAGGAAUCAAGUCUCUUAGUAAAGAGAGCCAUGAAAAGCUAGAAGCUUAUCAAAAUUUAUUCUACCUGCUUCAGACAAACCCAGUUUACCUAGCGAAGCUGAUUUUUGCAAUGCCGCAGAGUAAAUUUACCAAGUUUAUGGAGUCUGUUAUAUUGACAUUGUACAAUUAUGCUUCUAAUGCACGGGAAGAGUACCUGCUUGUGAAGUUAUUUGAUACUGCUCUCAAAGAAGAAAUCAUGUAAGUAUAAAUGUACAUUCUUAUUCAACAUACUGGCAAUACUAUGACAGAUGUCUUACCAAAUUUUAAAGUAUCUUCCUGAAAACAAGGUCACUGAGCUCAAAAUAGGAUUUUUAAAAGUAAAAAAAUUUUGUAUCUUGUACAGGGUUAUGGUAAAUUCUUUUUUAAAGGCGUUGUUGACCACUGUGGUUUGUUUUUCAGUUCAAAGGUGGACCAGAUGCAGGACAUAGUGACGGGAAAUCCGGCAGUCAUUAAAAUUGUGGUACACUUUAACAGGUGAAUUAUAGAGAACGUUUUAGCCCUUUUUUUGCAUCCACUUUAUGAUUCCCAGCAGGUCUUCUUGCUGUACACUACCUGUACAAAAUCGUCUACAGUAAUAUUGAUGUAUGAAAAUAUGAAUGUAGCACAUAUGCAGCUACAAUCCCAUCGUGACUCAUGAAACGAUCACUUUCUUCUCAUACCAGUCUUUGUUCCGGUAGAAUUUUUGUUACCCCAUUGUUUCAAAUGUGAGUUUGUACUUAGUAUGUUUUAUCCUUCUUUUAUACAGAGGACAGAAGGGUCAGAGUUCGCUGCGUGAGCUACUGCAGCCAUUAGUUGAAGGUGUUCUUAAUGACAAAAACCUGUCAAUAAAUACCAACCCACUUGAAGUGUAUAAAGCAUGGAUAAACCAAAUGGAAUCAGAGACUGGACAAGCCAGGUACAGUCCCCCCCUUAAAGUUCUAACUGCAAAGACUGCCUUUCCGAAAAGUAUCAGAAAAUAAUUUUCAAUACGUUUGGAGCUACAGGAGCAUUUUUUGUAUGGGUAAAUGUACUAUAGAAUAUAGCUAUAAACCGUAUUAAUUCGUUCUUUUUAUACUUUUUGUAUUUAUAGUAAGUUGCCAUAUGACGUUGAGCCAGAACAAGCCCUCAAACAUCCCGAAGUGAGCUCCAGAAUAGAGGCUGCUAUGAAGAGUCUUACAACUGCAACAGAUACCUUCUUGAAUUCUAUUCUUCAGUCUGGUGAUAAAAUACCGUAAGCACUGUUCUUUAUCUUCAUUUGUAUUGAAUGUAAAAUCUAACUUGCUCGUCUUCUAGUGCUGUAAUUAUUUUAUUUCUUAUAUAUGUUUUUGUUGGUUACUAGUUAUGGUUUAAGGUAUGUUGCCAUGUCUUUAAGAGUGGCUCUUGCCGAAAAGUUCCCAGAAGCGCCAGAGGCAGAGAUAUUGAAGGUAACAUGGAUAUUAUUUAUAGAGAUGAAAAAGUCGAACAUUUCUGUGCUCAGCUGUGAGAAGUAUGGUGAUGGAAAUUGUCUGUUUUCAGGUUGUAGGUAACCUGAUCUACUACAGAUACAUGAAUCCUGCUAUAGUGGCUCCUGAUGCAUUUGAUGUGGUGUCUUUUGGCGUUGACAAAGGCUUGACACCAGACCAGGUACGGCAGCGCACCUUCAUAUUUGAAAAAGAAUAUCAUAGUUAAAUAAUCAUCAACAAAGAAAAGCAACUGCCAUGGAAAAUCUACGUCUUCUUUCAACCUAAGAUCAUGGACAAAUUCCUUAGGGCAGUGAUGCAAUAUUCUUAAUUAUCAGUAAUUCCAGGGUGCCUUCAUAAAACAAUGCUGUCUUUUUAUGAGUACUUCAAGUGCAGUUGUCCCUUACCCCACCCCACCCUAUACAAUGUUCAAACUUGGGUAAAAUUCUGGAUACACGUGCCUAGCGUUGUUUGUGGGGUAGGUGUUGUGAAUGUAUGAUUUGAAAAAAGCCCCACAAAUACAAAUUUGUCUCUUAAGACUUUUGUCCAUGAUUGUAGGAUUCUCUUCCCCUUAAACUGCAAACUGCAAUGUUUCAUGCAUGGGAAUUUAACUAAGAUUUGCAUGUUUUGCUUUUCUCUCACAGAGACGAAAUCUUGGGUCUAUCGCCAAAAUCCUUCAGUAUUUAGCCUCAAAUAAAAUGGUAAGAAAGCUGUGACCGUCGAUCAUUCAGUUUAAGGAGAAUUUGCAAAGUAAUCGUCUCUGUGAUUCCGAGACAGUUUGGCCCGCACCAACAUGGCAAUGGAAAGAUCUUGAAAACAGAAACUCGGAGACCCCUGCACUUUUGGUGUCGGUGAACAUCGUGCAUUUUCUCAAACUUUCUUUAUAAAACAUCGUACAUUUUUUUACAACUUAACUGGUAAAUCCUGGAGUCCUUGUAGGUGGAGCGCUCUUGUCUAUGCGAGUAUAGACAAUAGAAAAUUACUGUCUACUUGUGGAAUGCAUCAAGCGCUUAAGGUGAUACUAAUGCCAGAAUUGAAUACCAGUUUAAGUAUUCCUUCUAUUGUUAAUUGAUUACUAAAUGAAAGAUGUUUUACCCAGUUAGGAAAACAGUCCAAAAACAAAGAUAUAGAAAAGAGUGAUCUGGAACAUCCUGAAUCUGAGAAUUCAACUGAAUAUGUUGUUGUUAGUACGCGUUGAGUUACACUCUUCCCAGUCACUCGCUUCAGUUUAGUGCAUCAGCCUCCGCUAUACACUUUACAUAGCUGAUUCAACAAAGGUUGCUUUGGGCAUUGGGAAUUCGCAACUGUGUAUUGGGUAUUUAGAUAUAAGGAACUCAGUGCAAUGACUUGCUUAAGUGACCACCAAACAAUAGAUUCCCAGUGCGCAAUUCCUAAUGCCCGAAGCAACCUUUAUUGAAUCAGCUGUAUAAAGUAAUAUUCUUACUUUCUUUCAAGGCUUAGCACCUUGCUGAUUGCACAAUCCUACACUUUAUCUUAUGACAUUUUUACAUUAAUAUCUUGUUUAGUUAUAAUGUACUAGCGGAUAUUUACAUACUUAACAACAGCUCAAACAAACAUGAAACGUACUUUUUUGUGCCUUGUAAAGCUUACGUAACGAUCAUCUUUGUGCUACAAAGUGGUGUAGGAUAGUGUUUUUAUUCCUGCUGUAUUUGCGGUGUAUGAAUUUUUUUAUCUUUUAUAGAGCAGAAAUAAUACAAUUAGGGAUACCAAUUGAUUUGUUUAUCGGUUUUCAUUUUCAUUUUAUUAGUUUGGAGGGGAGAGUGCGCAUCUUAGUCCUCUUAAUGGCUACAUUGCACAGGCUCACCAACGCUUCAAGUAAGUUCCAUGUAAAUCUCCUAAAUCAUUUCGUUUUAUGAGACAAAAAAACACACCAGUUUAGAUGUGUUUUUAUUUUACCUUCAUGUGUGUAUUAAGAAAAAUAGUUAUGGGUGCUUCAUUGUCAUCUAGGGUGACGAAAGUCAAUGCACCAUACAAAGGCUUAUAGUGAAUGUUUUGGGUAAAAAGCAAUAUAUCUUAUGGCGUAUUUGAGAACACAAUAAGUGCGCACCAUUAGCAUCCAGCUUUUCCCAAGAUUUUACUCUGAUUGCAGUAACAACUAGUAAGGUGUCCUUUUUAUAGAAAACUGUUCAGCCAAAUAACAGAUUUCAUGUAAAGAGAUUUGUCUAUAAACUGUUGACUGAUUCUUGUUUCUGCGUUGUGGUUUAGGAAGUUUUUCUUGGAGGUGUCAACAGUAGAGGAACCUGAGAAUCAUUUCAAUAUCGACGAGUACACAGAUGUAGUGAUGGUCACUAAACCGGUGAUUUACAUCUCAGUACAGGAGAUCUGUGAUACUCACACUUUACUGAUAGAUCACAGAUAUGAAAUAGCACCUGAUCCUAAUGAUCCUCUUCAUGAACUGCUGGAUGAUCUUGGUGAUGCACCCAGUGUUGAGGCCCUACUAGGUAGGUAACACUUCAUAAACUGUUCACAGUGCUCUAUUUAUUCGAAAGAUCUUCAGGAUCGAGUGCUUACUGGUAAGGGCGGCCACCUUGAUUUCAUAAUAGAUAUGAACCGAGGGGGCGGGCGUCAGGGUUUAUCGCGGAAAGGGGAGGGAGGCGACAAAAUAUCUACCUCUAUUUUUCUUUUCUAUUUUACCGUCCCUCGCCCCCUGAACGAACAGUCUACAGAGGUCCGGGAUCGACAAGGGACUAUCGUAAUGUCUCAGUAAUAAUAAUAGCAUUUAUUUAUACACGAUAAAAAAGUACAGCAGGGCUGUAUGAAAGUUUUAGGAAAAUGAAAAAAUCUAGAGAAAAUUCUUUUUCUUGUCUUCUUCUUUUCUUUUUCUUUGUAAAUAGCACUCGUGCGCAUUCAUUAACCAGGCUUACAACUGAAUUUCAUUAAUUUUUGUUAAAUGAAUUAUCGGGAGGAACAGCAUUGGGGUUCUAAAUUUCACGUCGUUUAUUUUCGCAAGAACUAUUUUUUCUUCGUUUCUCAUUUUUUUUUUUUCGCCGUCUGUUUUGGCCGUGCGAUCGCCAUAAGUGUUUACUUUACGGCUGACAUGUUCACUGUAUCCCAAUGCGUGUCAGCAGUGGUCAUUUCAGUUCUGUUUAUUUGAAGAAGACUUGUGUAUCUAUUUGAUAUUUUUUGGCGAUAGGUGACAUAGCACCAGUGAAUGGAGAAGAAGGACUAACAGCACAAUCAGCCAAAACGGAGAUUUCUUUAACUCUGACAAACAAGUUUGAGGUACCAGAUGAUGACGACUCUGACAUGAGAGCCUUGUUUGUAAGGUGAGCUCACUUAAUCAAUCUUGUAACUGCUGUGAGAUGUGUAGGUAUCACAUCUGCGGGGCAGUGGUCUGUGUACUUUGCCAGUCAGAUAUUGAAUGUUCGUGUUUUGUAUCGCAGAACAAAAAGAAUGAUCGUUGAUGUGCUUAAAGUUCAACCUGGUGAAAAUCUUACAGAAAUCCUUGAGACAACAGCAACUGAUGAACAAGUGAGUCUUUUUUACAUGUGCCACUUUGUUUCGAGAUACUAUCAAGUUCUUUGUAAAGAUCGACACAUCUAUCCGACUGCGUACCAUUUGUUAACUCGUUAGCCAUUCUGUCACAGCAUGCAUUGUUUUUAAACUCUGGUAAAGCUAGCGUUUCAUCUGCUUUAUUUGGCAGGGGACACUCUCGCAUGCAGACUGCAACCAAAAACAGUAAAAGUUACAAAAUUGUACAACCUGUGUUCUUACUGUACUUAAUCUGAAUUUAACGAACGUCAGUAUGCACUAAUUUUACAUGACAAAAAAAGAAUUUGUUAUGAUGACGAGAUUGUAAGCGAUGGCUUAAGGCUUCGGAGAGUGACUGGUUUUAACAUAACCAACAGAAACAGUUCCAGCCCCAUUGACUGAUUACGAAGUUUCGUUGUUUUGCUGAUAUAUCAGUCUAGAUCAUCAGAGACCAUUAAUUGUAUCGGACUGCUAACUACAGGUUGACUACUGGUAGAGGUAAUUCAUUCAUCAUUUGAAUUUUAUCACGUGACUGCUGCCUUUGUCCCAGGAAGAAGAACACACGCGGUUAAUGAGGCUAAGAGAACUGAGCGAUGAAAACAAGAGUAAGUCCCUCGGCAACGUGACAAGAUCAGCCUCCGCUUACGGUGAUACCAAGUAUGUACGAUGUGUUAAGUUACUUGCAAACGGACGCAACAACUCCCGAGAUUGUUCGGCCACCAAUGUUGGGAGUUGCUACGUUCGUAUUGGCAGUGGUGUGCAAACGGAUGCAACUCCAAGGAGACCAUGUGUAAUGCGUGUGCUUGGCCCCAAGAAUGUUGGAAGAGCUUUAGGAAGAGCUGUGCAAACAGAUCCAACAUUAUUGCGCUACGCUUCGGUGAUCACGGAAACAAACGAAAUGUUGGCCCAAAAUUUUGACCAGUUUGAAAUUUUGCGCAACAAAAUGCAACAGGGUGUGCAAACGGACGCAACAUGUAACAUCCAAAAAUGUUGGUAGUUAUUGGCCAUCAAUGUUGCGUCCAUUUGCACGGGACUUUAUUCGUCUCAUGUAUUUAUUACUCACCCGCCGCGGGUCUUCCCGCCACAAAUGACACGAGUCUCCAUUACAGAGCUGGGCAGUUAUUAAGUAAAGUACUUUUACCUUAUGCUGAGGUGGAGUAAAAUCUUACGGAAUAACCAGUCAGAUAAAUCAUCUUUACCGAGACUUUCACUACAAAUACUGUUUAUGUAUUUUUUAGAGUGAAAUAUGAAAAUCUUUUCCCUGUUUAAAAACCACUUGCAAUGAGCACCGUUGACAUUACUCUUCUGCUUGCACCGCAAACGGCUUUACUGAAGUGAAUUCUGUUGAUCACUGAAAAAAUGCGACACAUUUACCCGUAAAGCCACAGUCAAUGUUGGGUCUAGGAAUAAAACAUGCAAAGCGUCCUUCUUAUUGGGGAAUGUGUUGAUAUCUGUUUGAUAGACUUGGGAUUAUUGUUUAGUCUGUUUCCUCACCAAUUUUAUUCUUGUUCUUGAUAUCAUCAUGUUUGUAACAGAAGGAAGUAAUUUUCUUUUUUUUUUUUCUUUUCCUUUUUUUAUUUCACAGGCUUCCUCUUGAAGGACUUAAAAGAAAGAUUAUUAGAAAUCUACGGAUGCUUGAAAGCCAAGGGGUUGUUACCAUCAAAAAUNGAACCAAUCAAAACUCGAAGUAAUUACAUGUGGCUGACGCAAAGCGCGGGAAAAUGCAUGCGAGCGCGUCACAAUUGGCUUUGGUUUUACUUCUGAUUGGAUGAAAAGGUGGCGCGAAUCUUUUAAGCCAAUCGCAUCGUGUAGAAAGUGCAAAACCAAUUACUUUUCGACACUCAAAUGAAAACCGCUCUAUUUGGUAUCUUGUUUUCUUGUUACAGGACAUCCGCAAUCAGAGGAGAUACCGUCAAAGGCGGAGACAAGAAAAAAAGAAACUUGGACAAACUUUGGAAAGCUUGCAGAACAAAUCGCAGUUCUAUGAGGAACAAAUCGACUACUAUAAUCAGUACAUUCGGGUGUGCUUAGAUAACCUGGCCAAGAAAGGAAAGUAAGUUAUUCAUUGGUUUUAAACAUUCUAUUAUGCCUUAUACUCAGAGUGGGAUGAGGUUGGAUACAGUAGGGAUCGGGGGCACGUAAAAGACUCGUUGUUUUGUUUUAAUUUUAACAUGUCCAGUUUCUUUCAAGGAUAGUCGCUUAUUGCGACUGCCGUGCUACAUUCUUUAUAGAUUUUUCAAGUUUCGUCAAAUGGGAAAAGCCAGCCCCAAACCUAUUUUUCACCGAACUUGACACUUUAGCUAUUUUGAGUUGUUUAACUGGGAGGAGCAAGUUUGUUAAUAACCUGGUUUGUUGAAUAAUUUGCUAGAAAACCUUCAAGAGCCAAACAGCAAAAAGGAGAAGUGUUCCGCGGAGAAAUCAAGUACACCGCGCAGAGACUGUACGAGAAGGGAGUUAUACUUGAGAUCGAAGGACUACCACCAGCGCAGUUAGUAAAAACUUCGAUUUUUAUUAAAUAAGUGAUAAUGCUACAAUCAAGGCCAACGAUGGUCUUUGACCGCUUUAACCGGGAUGGGAACCAUAGACUGUUUUACGCUGGUCAUGUUUUCGGGUUCUAGAAUUAAUCUGUAUUAAAAUUUCUAACUGUGGAAUCUCAUGCGAGGUUUGCAACCUUGCGUUAUUUCAGAACAACGUCAGUUUUAGUUUUUUUUUCUAUUGUUUGUUAGCCCUCUUCGCUUUUGCCUUUUUUGCGUUCGAAGACAAUGAACAUAAGACUUCCUCUCGUUUUAGGGUGUAUACUUUAUUUGUUUUUAAGUUUAGGAACGGAUUGCUGUGUUUCUGUUUUGUCUAUGAUGUGCUUAAGUGACGCAGAUGUGUUAUUUGUCCAUCAGGUUUAAAAAUGUCAUGUUUGAGAUCAAAUCAGCCGAUGAAGUCGGUGUGUUUGUUGUGUCUGCUAAAUUCAUGGGUGUGGCAAUGGAGAAGGUAGAAUUAGUUUUCCAGGUAAGAAAAAAUAACUCUCUUCUGUUUAGUAUGAUUUCAUCAAGACUUAAUUCAAUCACACUUUAACAGUCUGUUUCUUCUGUGUCAUAAACACUAUUUGAUGUUAAAAGCAAAGUAUUUCGACAACCGUUUUCACUACAGUUUGAAUUUGAUGACCUUUUCCAAAUCGCUUUUAGUUGGGAAAGGAGCCUAAAAAUAAUAUGAAUCCAGGUGUACCCUCGUAAGUUUAGCAGUAUAUAUAUAAACGCAAGAGACUGGCUUCCUUCUCAGGUUAUUUUGUUGUUCUUUUGACAGGACUUGCUCCAGCUUCAAUACGAGGGCGUAGCAGUUAUGAAAAUGUUCGGUCGAGCCAAGAUAAACGUGAACUUGCUGAUCUUUUUGUUAAACAAGAAAUUUUACGGCAAAUAG